AGCAUCACAAAGCUAAUCAGCAACAUGCGCAAACAUCUGAUCAAAGACAUCUCACUUUCAGUGGAGGCUGAAAAAACCACCUUGUUUCAAAUCCAAAGCUCCUGUCAUUCAUUCAUCAAGUGUCUCAAGAUCUAAAUGAAGGAGUUGAAGAACCAACUGAAAGAGGAGUUCUCAAAGUCUGAUGACAUCACUGAGACUCUGAACAAGCUUCCAAUCAAACCACAGGAUCAGCUUUUCAAGAGAGUGUUUGGUUGUGGACGACAGUGUCCAUUUUGUAAGGCUCCCUGUGAGGCCGGUGGCACAGAACACAAGAUGCAUCAUGCAGCCAUUCAUCGGCCACAAGGUCUUGGCAAUUUCAAGUAUGAGUCAAGUGAGAAGCUGGUUGAUUCACUGUGUACAACUGAAGUGCAGGGUGAUCGUUCAUUCAGAAACGCAGACACCAAAGGGGAGUGGCUUCCUUACAAGGACUACAACAAGUACUACCCAGACUGGAUCAUUCCUCCAGACCCCACCCCAGAGGCAUCUGACUACUGGAAGUACGUCCUGGUGAAAUACAAUGACAGAUUUGCUGAAACAUAUAAAGCCGAACCAGCUGAUGUCCCAGAGGCCUGGAGGAGACUCACAAAGGAACAAGCUCUGACGGGUUUGAGAGACGCCUUCAACAUGAAGUGAACAAAGUACAACUGAACACAUCAGCCUCUCCAGAAAGUCUCAGGAACAUGUCUGGAGCUCCGUGCAGGUCUGAAAGAAAAUUCAGAGAACUACAAGUCUCCAGUCUCAUUCAGCUUCAGGAAAAAGUACUAUUUUGGGGGGAAACUGUGCAAGAGAUUACUGUUUGGCUUGUUUUUGUUUGUUUUACUCUUGUGUAUCUUUUUGUUUAAUGUGACUAAACCACCAAUUUCUUUCAGUGAUAAUGAAGAAAGAACAACAGAGUUAGUUUGGACCUCUGUGCAUUUUAUUUUCUUUACGACUCUUUGUUGAUUUAUUUUUUGGUAGUUUUUUUACUGUGUCAAUAGUCACUCGCCCUCCAGCGAUAAAAUAAAUAAAAGAGAAAUGUCCAAAUAAAUGUAUAUAAGUAUAUUUUUUAUCCUUUUUGUUUCCGUAUGUUUGUGUAUAUGAUGAAUUAUCUUUUAUAUUACUUCACAUAGUUCAGGGUAGAGAAACAGUGUCUUGAUGUGGAUGAUUAAGUUAUGAAUGUAUUAUCUCCAUGUAUGUAAUAACUAUAAAGAAAACAAUGGUGAUGUACAAUAUACUAAGACCAUGUGAUGAAAUAUUCAGUAAUAAACUGAUAUUAUAUUGUUAUUCACAUAUUGUUAAGGAUUAACUUUUGAUUCAUAUUCUUCUGAUUAAAAUGUAUCCAAAUGUUCCAUUAUUUACAUGCUCCGUUCUAAAUGACAAGUGCAGUACCAAGGAUGAUGAUGAUGAUG
This is a messenger RNA of Pleuronectes platessa (European plaice), 1427 nucleotides long. RefSeq names its product interferon-induced very large GTPase 1-like. The transcript is spliced from 2 exons. The record is from RefSeq and is a predicted model, not a curated record. Bases 136 to 672 code for a protein of 178 amino acids. NCBI's taxonomy places the organism in Eukaryota, Metazoa, Chordata, Actinopteri, Pleuronectiformes, Pleuronectidae.